Cetraspora pellucida is the source of this 535-nucleotide messenger RNA. Lineage: Eukaryota; Fungi; Glomeromycota; Glomeromycetes; Diversisporales; Gigasporaceae. The record is from the annotation of a GenBank genome assembly.
AUGUUACUUAUGCAAUCUAAUAAUAAUUAUGAAUCUUUUAUGAAGUCAGAUAAAGAAGUUCCAAUUGCUGAUUUAACAGAUCAAAUUCAUAUUUACCCUUUGAUGAUUAUGAGAUUAUUGCUACUCAAUCGAGUCAGUGAAAUUAGAUACUCAGCAUUGCCAAUAAAAUAUCUACCAACUUCAAAACAAGGCAUUGCAAUUGUAUUUAACAUAGGAUCUUGGGAAUCAUAUGAUAGUUUUUUUAAUAAUUAUCAAAGAGGUCAUCCUAGUAGAGGUGGAUUUUUGCAUCAUUAUUCUGAUAAUACUGUUCAAGAAGGAUCUAUAAUUAAACAUCAAUGUAAUAUAAAAUAUUAUAAAAUUAUACCUUAUAAUAUUAAAGAAUGUCCUUAUGUAAUUCUUAUUAGUAAAGGAAUACAUAAGCAUUCACCUCCUCUACCUACUAAAAUUCCUAAUGAAACUACUAAUAAGUUAAAAGAUAUUAUUAAAGAAUCAUCUGAAGAAUUAGUAAAUAUUACAUCACAAAAGCUUGUUUCAA